This is a messenger RNA of Prionailurus viverrinus (fishing cat), 3241 nucleotides long. It is a transcript of the gene KRIT1, whose product is annotated as KRIT1 ankyrin repeat containing. Gene Ontology annotation, molecular function: protein binding. Gene Ontology annotation, cellular component: cytoskeleton; plasma membrane. Lineage: Eukaryota; Metazoa; Chordata; Mammalia; Carnivora; Felidae. Gene Ontology annotation, biological process: cell redox homeostasis; regulation of establishment of cell polarity; negative regulation of angiogenesis. The record is from RefSeq and is a predicted model, not a curated record. The transcript has 18 exons. Bases 610 to 2820 code for a protein of 736 amino acids.
GCGCAUAAACCCGGAAGUGAUUUCCUCGCCCCGGUAGCGGCGAUAUGGAAAUCAAAGGCUUUUGAGGACCUGGAAACCCUUACUUUCGGGAGAGUGUGAUAUGGUGCUGAGGUGCGAGUAGAGGGAAGGCCAAUAAAGAACUAGGCGGCAAGAGUUUCUCCGAGUCCAGAGACUCGAGGGCUUGAGGCGCAUUUUGGGAAGAGCGGCCCAACACUCCAGGAGGCUUCUGGUGGCUACGGAGGGUUUUCCUGUCACAGGAAGUUAGGCCUGGCUGCUGGGAAAGAGAAGGAAGGAGGAAUGAGAAAGCGGUGACAGCACCCCGCCCCGCAGGUGACUGUCCCACCCAGUGAGUUGAAUGUAGCGGUCCUGGAAGUGCUCGGCCGCCCGCACGGGUGAGACGAGGAGGAGCGAGAACCAGAUUCCCGCGAGGGAAAACAGAGGUCCAAAAGGCAGAUUCGUACACAGUUUAGACAUACAAAAUUAUUAUCUCCAUUAAAUUUUUUCACAGAAAAGAAAAAAGGAACAUGAGAAAAUCUUAAAAUUAUAAGCCAAGAUUUUGAAUAGUUCAGUGUAUUUCAGAGGAUUUCUGUUUGUUUGUUUUAUAAAGCAAUGGGAAAUCCAGAAAACAUAGAAGAUGCAUAUGUUGCUGUUAUUCGUCCAAAGAAUACUGCCAGUCUCAAUUCUCGGGAAUACAGAGCUAAGUCCUAUGAAAUUUUGUUGCAUGAAGUUCCCAUUGAAGGACAGAAAAAAAAGAGAAAGAAAGUUUUAUUGGAAACUAAACUUCAAGGCAACAGUGAAGUAACACAAGGCAUAUUGGAUUACGUAGUAGAAACUACCAAACCAAUUUCUCCUGCAAACCAGGGUAUCAGAGGAAAACGAGUGGUCCUAAUGAAGAAAUUUCCUCUGGAUGGAGAGAAGAUUGGCAGAGAAGCGGCAUUAUUUAUUGUUCCAUCAGUUGUCAAAGAUAAUACUAAAUAUACAUAUACUCCAGGAUGCCCAAUUUUUUACUGCUUACAAGAUAUUAUGCGAGUCUGUAGUGAAUCCAGCAGUCACUUUGCUACACUUACAGCAAGGAUGUUAAUAGCCUUGGAUAAGUGGUUAGAUGAACGCCAUGCACAAUCUCACUUUAUUCCAGCUUUAUUCCGGCCUUCUCCUCUUGAGCGGAUAAAAACUAAUGUCAUAAACCCUGCAUAUGCUACUGAAUCAGGUCAAAUGGAAAACUCAUUACAUAUGGGCUACAGUGCACUAGAAAUAAAGAGUAAAAUGUUAGCCCUAGAGAAAGCAGAUACCUGUAUUUACAACCCUUUGUUUGGAUCAGAUCUUCAAUAUACGAACCGGGUAGAUAAAGUGGUAAUAAAUCCAUACUUUGGUCUAGGAGCUCCAGACUACUCAAAAAUCCAAAUUCCCAAACAAGAAAAAUGGCAGAGAAGCAUGAGCAGUGUCACAGAAGACAAGGAACGACAGUGGGUAGACGACUUUCCUCUCCAUCGAAGUGCCUGUGAAGGAGAUUCAGAAUUACUAAACCGUCUUCUGAAUGAAAGAUUUUCAGUCAACCAAUUAGAUAGUGACCACUGGGCGCCCAUUCAUUAUGCAUGCUGGUAUGGAAAAGUUGAGGCCACUCGCAUAUUGUUAGAGAAAGGAAAGUGCAAUCCAAACCUUUUAAAUGGACAGCUUAGUUCUCCUCUUCAUUUUGCUGCUGGAGGAGGACAUGCUGAAAUAGUACAGAUUCUCCUAAAUCAUCCAGAAAUUGACAGACACAUAACGGACCAACAAGGAAGAUCCCCCUUAAAUAUUUGUGAAGAAAACAAACAAAAUAACUGGGAAGAAGCUGCAAAACUGUUGAAGGAAGCCAUUAAUAAACCAUAUGAAAAAGUUCGGAUAUACAGAAUGGAUGGAUCAUACCGUUCUGUUGAACUGAAGCAUGGAAAUAAUACCACAGUGCAGCAGAUAAUGGAAGGAAUGCGUCUCUCUCAAGAAACACAGCAAUAUUUCACUAUUUGGAUCUGUUCAGAAAACCUCAGCCUUCAACUCAAGCCUUAUCAUAAACCAUUGCAACAUGUUCGUGACUGGCCAGAAAUACUUGCUGAAUUAACUAAUUUGGAUCCCCAAAGAGAAACACCACAGCUUUUCCUAAGAAGAGAUGUAAGACUUCCUUUGGAAGUUGAAAAAAAGAUUGAAGACCCACUAGCUAUUCUUAUCCUCUUUGAUGAAGCCAGAUAUAAUUUAUUAAAGGGCUUUUAUACAGCUCCUGACACUAAACUGAUAACAUUGGCAAGUCUACUGUUGCAAAUAGUUUAUGGAAAUUAUGAGAGUAAGAAACACAAGCAAGGUUUCCUAAAUGAAGAAAACCUAAAAUCCAUUGUACCUAUUACCAAAUUGAAAAGUAAGGCACCUCACUGGACAAACCGAAUACUUCAUGAAUAUAAGAAUCUUAGUACAAGUGAGGGUGUCAGUAAAGAAAUGCAUCACCUUCAGCGCAUGUUCUUACAGAAUUGUUGGGAAAUUCCUACAUAUGGAGCAGCUUUUUUCACAGGACAGAUAUUUACAAAGGCAAGCCCCAGCAAUCAUAAAGUCAUCCCUGUGUAUGUAGGAGUGAAUAUAAAAGGACUUCAUCUUCUCAACAUGGAAACUAAGGCUUUACUCAUCAGUCUUAAGUAUGGUUGUUUUAUGUGGCAAUUGGGAGAUGCUGAUGCAUGUUUUCAGAUCCAUAGUAUGGAAAAUAAAAUGAGCUUUAUAGUACACACAAAACAGGCUGGCCUUGUGGUAAAACUAUUAAUGAAGCUAAAUGGACAGUUAAUGCCCACCGAAAGAAAUUCAUGAGAGGAAAGCAGCUGAUACUUAAACUACCACAUUUUGUAAUGCAGAUUUUUUCCAUGAAAGAUUUCUUAAACUAUCACUUUUAACAAGGCACUUAGUCUCUUGUAAUAUAUGAAUGUAUACUACUACAUUGUACAGAAUCUGUACUUACGUUUGGUGUGUAAUAUACCAAUUAGUUUUGUAUAAUAUCCUCAUAAGCUAUUCUAAUUUUUGAGAGAAACACAUAAAAAUAUGUAGAUUGAUCAUCUGUAUAAUAUUGGACAAAAUAGUAAGCUUUAUAAAAAGUUAUUUUUGGUAAAUGGUAAAGAAUUUGGAGUGGGAUGUAAUGAAAUUAAAAUAUAGCUUUGGUAUAACUUUGUGUGUCAUUUCAGAAUAUACUGAAACUCAACAUAUUUGAAUAAAGAAAAUAUAUUUUCUACUUAAA